GCGAGUCGCUCGGUCUCGGCAGCGUUCAUCCAUUCUGUGCGGCACUCCCCGUACAGCUCCGUGCGUCCUCGGUGCGACCCGGGGUGUUUCUCUACGCUCCUCGAACAAAACGCGGGACGAAAAGCUACACGGAAUAACCUUCAGCAAACCUUCCGCGACACGGAUUCCGGCAUCAGAGAGGACAUGGAGUGACGGAGAGCGGGAGAAAGGGGCUUUUUCCGAGGACGGCGUGCUCCGCUGAAACCCAACAUGGCGCUGCUGCGAGGUACGGCCGAGCUGAAUUAAUUUCUCCGCGAGUCCGCCGACCUCGCCACCUGUAUCCUGUGGGGGCCGCACGGCUCACUCGCUCUCCCACUUUAAAGGACCUUAACGGAUUUUCUUUUGUGGAUUUCUCCUCACCGUGCCGUUUGUUUUUCCUCCGCGCAGGAUCUUUUUUUGUUGCUUUAUGGCAACCCAAGUGACAUUUGCAGCAGCAAAAAAGUCCGCUCGAAAUAUAGGUUAAUGGAUGAGAGUUGCCUGCAGACAAUAGAAUAAGGACCGAGAGCUUUAUAUGUAAGACUUGUUUUGUUUCGUGACAAGUGGAUAACCUGUUAGACACUUUUAGCUGUUUUUUUUUUCUUUGGCUGGGAUUGUGUGUCUCCAGCAGACAGGACCGUAACCGGGCUAGACUACGCACGCACGGAUCGCUGUCCUCCUUGUUAACUUGGAAAAACAGGAAAAGGCGUGAGUUGAGGCGCACGGACGACGGCUGGAAGUAGCACCAAUUAACCAGGGCAACAUCUGUUCGUGAUGUCGAUGUUGAGACACAAACCAACCUGGAACUAAGACAAGGGAACCACAUCACACAAAACAUGGUGGAUGCAAGGUUGACGCCCCUGGCUGCGAUGGGGCUGGAUCGAGGCACUCUGAUGCAUGAUGGUCUCCGCCUCCAUGGUGGGGUUGUAUACCCUGGCAUCAGAACGCUCCCAGCAGAGAAGAGCCGGGAGACGCCCUCCCUCCCCCUCACUUAUAACAGAGACGGUCUCCCGGAGCUCAUCUACAAGCCCGAUGGGGCUCUGGACAAUCGUAAGCCCUCUAAUGGAUACCUGGGCCUUUAUAAGGGCACUCCUCCUGGUCUCCACAAGCCUGUUCUGGUUCCUGGAGCUGAAAGUCUGGGCUUGGAGCGCAGAGUAGGGCCGGGUGAAAAGGCAUCCGAACUGGGCUUGGCAGGUGCUGGCAGCAGCUACCUCCGCCUGCCAUGGCUCAGCCCUUACCCGGAGGCAAGCAUGUAUCCCUUUAUGGACACAUCCAAGUAUGCAGCUCUGAACAUGUACAAAGCCUCCUUGCUCAGUCAACCCAACCCCUAUCUUCCCCAGCACCUACCCUACCCUUCUCUGUGUGCAACCCAGGGGGGCAACCCUGCUGCAGCUGCCUCUGCUGCUGAGCGGCUCUACUACAUGCCCCCCUAUCCUCCGUCCCCUAUCUCUUCUCCACUGGUGGCGCCCCCCAUGAGGAUUCCUUCAGUCACAGUGGCCCCCACAUCAUUGGUACACUGCCAGGACAAGGGGCUCGGUGUUGCGCCUCAGUUUGCACAGCAGCUCCACCAACCUUCCCCUCAUUCUCAGCACCAUCAGGCUGCUUUAGACAGGGACCGGUCCCCGAACAGGAGCAGCCGACCAAGCAGGCCUCCCUCUAGGAAGAGCUCUAGCAGCAACAAUAAUACCAGUAGCACUAGCACUAGUGGCGCCAAUGGGGGGAAUAAUAAUAGUCUGCCUACUGAUUCUUCUCCUCAUGCAUCUUCUCGCCUCCCCCAACCUCCCCCUCCUCCUGCCCUCAUUGACAAUUCACUCGAUUUACAAAGGCCAGUUGCCAGGAUAGGACACCCACCCACCUCCUCCACUUCCUCAAUAUCUGCCCCAUCCUCAACCACGCAGUCCAUUCCUCAUCCAUUCUCAGUAAGCAGCAUGGCAUCAGAGCAGCCCUCCCCAGCCCGGCCCAGCCCUCACAAACCAAGGGCAAGAGACGGAGCACCUGAACAUAGGAGUGCAGGAGUUGAGAGGAGACCCAGCAGGUCACCGUCCAAACCCAAUUAUGAGAGGCCAGCUCACCAACCCCAAGCAACCAAAGACUCGGCAGAAAAGCCGUUGGAUUUGUCUGGAAGAAUGCUGGAGUUCGGGCUGCCUCCCAAUGGAUUCCCAGUUAAAAUGGACAAUAUGGCAUCAGGUGCACGUUACGGGCUGCCCCCUAGCCGAGAGCUUCUAAAAGAAAGCCUGUCCCUGUCUCCAUCCUCCCACCCGCACUCUGUGGUCAGCAGCACUUCUUCAAAGGUCCAAGAGAGGCCGGAAAUGAUCAGCACUUUACACUCCUCCUGGGUUGUGCCUAGCCCGUCUCCUUCGCAUACACAGCACACACCAGGCUUGCCCCCCUCCCCACGGCCUAACACAGACCUGGGCCUCACACAAGCCAAAGGUUCCUCACCCUCGGUCAUCAAACACAAGGGUCUGGAGAGAGUGCUCCCUCAGCAGCGUAGCUCAUCCUGUCCAAGAAUAGGGGAGCCCAACCAUAAUGUCCCCUCCACUCAGCACUCCUCUCUGGUCAGCUCCAGGCCUCUUUCUCCCAAACCCAAUGGCGAGUGGGUCAAACACAGCCCGAGUCAAUCAGAGCAUCCGAGCCACCACAGGGAGGCAGCGGAGAAGUCCUCCCAGCCCACUAAGAGAGCUGAAACAACUCCAGAGGUGGCUUCAUACAAGAGGCCCUGUUUGGAGAAUGGUCACCCUCCUGGCAUUUACCUUCCCCAAAGUGACACUUACCUGAACCACAGUUUGGCCUAUGCCAAUAGAUACCUGCCCUACCCCCUCCCUGACGGCAUGGCACUACACUCUCUGCAGAUUGCAGGGAAAGGCCCAGUCUAUCCUCACCCAGUGUUACUGGGCAGCAACAGCCUUUACCCUACCCACUUGGCAGCAAAACACCCUUUACCCUACCACAACCUCCCAGCUGGUCCAGGAGGGGAAUACCUCACAUAUAACUCACAGGAGAUGGCCCAUCCCCUGAUGCAGACUCAUCCUGACAAGCCUCGGGCACAGGAGAAAUCCCGGGCAGCUGUGGAUGAAAGCGGGGGCCACAGAGAUCACAACAAAGAGAUAGGCGAUGGAAGCCAAAUUAAGUCCGAUAGGGAAGCAGGAGCACAAGGACAGAGCGGUAAUCAAAGCAAAACCCCCUCUUCCUCUGUGACAUCCAGAGAAAAGAUUGUCUGCAUUGACCUUGUGCACUCAGACACGGAUAUUGAGUCUACUACGCCAACAGUCCACAAACAGCCAUCUGCUGAGACCAGCAGCAAGGUUAACCAAAAUGAAUGUUGUCAUAGUAACCAAAAUCUGACAAAGACUGACUAUGAGCCAAAACACCUCCUUUCACAUCCUUAUCCGAUCCAGUCGGGACACAGCCCCACCCUGAAGCUCAAUCACACUGACAGACAGCCAGAAACUCCUUUUGGGAAACCAAAGGUCCUUCAGGACACAAACUGUCCCGGGGUGACAUCUAACACGUCCCCAGAAUCUCCAGGGCAGUUCACUCAAGCAGAAGAGAGCCCGGAGGAACAGAGCCCCAGCCCGGACCCUGGAGACCAAGACCAGAGCACCUUGCGCUGUGCCCGCACCUCGGGGGAGCGUAGCUCCGGUAAGGACAAAGGGGACAGAGAUAGCAGAGCUCCUCACUUCAUACAGAACCACACAGAUGUGGUGAAGGAGGAGAGAGUGUGCGAGGGGGAAACUGAAAAGGAAGACAGUAUUGUCGACCUAGGGGAGUCUCAAGGAGAAGGGGAUGAGGACGAAGAGGAGGAUAGCCAGACUUCAUCCAAAGGCUGUCGUAGAUCCAGUCUGGCCAAGAGGAUCGCUAACUCCUCAGGCUACGUUGGCGACCGCUUUAAAUGUGUCACCACCGAGCUGUAUGCUGACUCCAGCAAGCUGAGCCGAGAACAGAGAGCCCUGCAGAUGGAAGUCAUAUCACGAGAGGGGAGUAAUAUAAGUCAACCUGCAGCUAACUGGGAGCGGGCAAUGAUGCGGUUCUCGGAGCUGGAGCUGAAGGAGAAGGAGGGCGGCGGUGUGUGUGUGUCUGCCUCGGCAGCAGCGGCAGCAGGACGGGAGCUGGCAGACGGCCAGCGCAGAGAGCGAGCGCUGGAACACUGCCAACACACCACCAGGCAGGGAGAGAGGGAGGGUGUCCGGCCGGCGUACACAAACAACAGAGUUCCAGUCCUGCAGAGGUGCGGUGGCCUGAAAGAGCCUUUGUCCCCGGGGCAUGGGCCCCGAGAGAGGCCCAAAGGUGCCAGCCAAGGAGGGCUAAAUGACGGAGCCAGGAAGGUGAAGAGGGAGUCAGAAGGAGGUCACAGUUUGCCCCCUGUUUUGACUCCAGCAAAGGGGUUUCCCGAGGAGAAGAAGGUCAGCCCCGCAUUUGGUCCCAACAGGAAACGCCAGCUUUGCCUCAAGGCUGAGCAGGAGGACACAGAGUGGGAGGACGGAGAGAGGGCAUCCCACCCAGAGAAGAGAGCCAAGAUUACCACGGAUGAGCGCGAGCACGCCAGCCCCGAUGAAGACGACGACGACGAGGUCCGGAAGCUCAAAGUCUGCAUCGAGCUGAAGGGACUGCGACUCAGCAAGCCUGCCGCCGGUGCAGCUUCCCCUGACGGCUCCUUCAUCAAGCAGGAGAGGCCGUGGCCCCAGCCUCGAUUGGUGGCCCCAGUGCAGAGCAUACGGGAUCGCAAGAUCAGGCCCGGUGAGCCGGAGGACAGAGCAGCAGCGCACAGAGCCGAGAUCAACAGGAAGUGGGGCUGCGAGAAGCUACAUAAUGGAGUAGCUGCUUCUCCCCUUCCCCCCGGCCAGCUGAAGGACAGAGCGCACCCGCCGGGCCCCUUCUCAGGUGACCGUGGCCUCAAGGAGCCCAGGAGGGGCCCCCCCUCUCCGGGCCCAGAGCCGUCAGUGGGAGGCACCCCUCCUCUCAAGCCCCGUCGCCAUAGUGACACGGACAAACCCAAGGGCAAGCGGCCGUGCAAGACCAAGCACACCAGUCAGAGGGAGCGAGAGCGCGAGCGGGAGAAAAGGAAAGAGGCCACACCUAACAGCCCGGGCCAGCGCUGCGUGGCUGAUCUGGGAGCAGUCGAAGAUGACAAGCUGAGUGAGCAGCGUGGCGCUGCGAGGAAGGGAGCCGCCUCUCCUAAUCAUUAUCCCUGCUCUCCAGUCAAGCCCUGCUCCCCCGCCGCGCUCUGUCCGCCCUCGCUGCAGCCCCAGGCGAACGGCAGAGCGGGCGGCGUCCCACCAGAGGCGGCGGGGGUGCACAGGAUCCCCGCCGCCGAGCCCCCCGCGGUGCGCCCAAUCCCGCCAGAGGCUCGUCGGCUGAUCGUGAACAAGAACGCCGGGGAGACUCUGCUCCAGAGAGCCGCGCGGCUGGGCUACGAGGAGGUGGUGCUGUACUGUCUGGAGAACAGAGUAUGCGAGGUGAAUCACAGAGACUACGCCGGUUACUGUGCUCUCCACGAGGCGUGCGCCCGCGGUUGGCUCAGCAUAGUCCAACACCUGCUGGAUUACGGGGCGGACAUCAAUUGCAGUGCACAGGAUGGCACCAGGCCGAUUCACGACGCUGUGGAGAAUGACCACCUGGACGUGGUGCGAGUCCUGCUGUCUUAUGGCGCUGACCCCACCUUGGCCACAUAUUCUGGCCGUGGCCUGCUCAAGAUGACCCACAGCGACAGCAUGGAGCGCUUCCUCACUGAUUAUUUUGCUGACCUUCAGGGCCGCUCAGAUGACGACCCAGGGCUUUAUUGGGAAUUCUAUGGCAGCGCUGUGUGCGAGUCAAACGAAGAAGGCGGCGUGUACGACAUCCUGGCCGACCCCCCGGGCCCAGACGACGAGGAGGAGGACGAUAAGAGGGAGGUGUUUGAGUUCGAGUUCUCCGACCGACCUCUGCUGCCUUGCUACAACAUCCAAGUGUCCCUCUCUCAAGGGCCGAGAAACUGGUUGCUACUGUCCGACGUGCUCCGUCGGCUGCGGAUGUCAGGCCGCGGCUUCCGGCAGGCCUUCCCCCACAUGGAGGUUGUGACGGUCGCAGAGGCCGAGUUUUACCGGCAGGCCUCCCUGUCGCAGCUCUUCUCCUGCCCGGAGGAGCUGGAGGGCUUCCACGCGGACAGCAAGGACCUGCUGGACCUGGUGGAGGACAGCGCCGAGCUGGCCGCUCUUCUGGGCUCCACACUGGAGUGCCUGGACGACCGCUGGGACCACCCAGGGGACAAACUGAAGGACAAAAUCAAGGCUAUUGGCAAGUUGGGCUCCUCCUGACCCCUGGAGCCACUAAACCCGGACCUUGAUCCUUACCGACUGCAGUUUGCUUUAGAACCACGCAGGGGUGACGAUGAUUUGCCUUAGCCUGUAGUUCCCACGCUGCUCUGGACCAGCACUGUACAGACGGACUGACCUGCUGGCUGACCAGGCUGCUUAAACGUUUCCCUCCGUUAACUGAGGAUCAAUACAUUUGUGACUCAAUAGACUUAAUAAUGGUCUUAUUUUUAUAAAUUAA
This is a messenger RNA of Plectropomus leopardus (leopard coralgrouper), 6546 nucleotides long. RefSeq names its product BCL6 corepressor (gene bcor). NCBI's taxonomy places the organism in Eukaryota, Metazoa, Chordata, Actinopteri, Perciformes, Serranidae. Gene Ontology annotation, biological process: negative regulation of transcription by RNA polymerase II. Gene Ontology annotation, cellular component: nucleus. The record is from RefSeq and is a predicted model, not a curated record. Gene Ontology annotation, molecular function: transcription corepressor activity; protein binding.